UGGUUCAGCCACUAACCGUGAAGCCGGUAAAGGGUGUAUGGGACACCGGCUGCUGUCAUUAGCUACGCUGCUGCAGUUGGAGGAAGGUCGUACCGAAGAUGUGGCUUUUUCUACUGUUCGCGACUGUCGUAAUUUCAGUGAGAGCGGACCCAGUUGUGGUGUAUGCGACAUGGGAUCCCCAAUCUGAGAACAAGGUAGUGUUGCAUUACCAUGACAGCAGUGGUCACGUGCAACGGGAUAGUUCACCUCCCAGGCAUUACACACUCAGAGCAACCUAUGACAACACUAUCAACAAGACAGGAUGGGCCUUCUUGGAGAUGCACACGAACCCCGGGUUCGACGACGAGACGCAAGCUUUCACGGUGGGCUUUGUGGAGGGCGUGACCACGGCCGACCUGAUCGCGAUGCACUGGACAAACACGAUGGCGGACUACUGCAGCGACUCGGCGGACGGUCCGAAGGGGCGGCCAGCCGCCUGCCGCGCCGUGCAGAGCUUCCUGGAGAAGAACCGAGCCUGGGUCGACGACAUGGUCGCCUCGCACAGCGACACAGACCCCUACUGGCACCAGGUGAAGCUGUAUUACAAGCAACUGGAGGGGCUGUACGCCGGCUACCGCAGUGCCUUGAAGCUGCCGGACCUCACUCUGAAUGAUUUCCUGUGGCUGAACCUGCAGUCCGACAUCGACGACCUGAUGCAGGCGGUGGGCGGCCUCAAUUCUUCGCUGGGCGGUGACGGCUGCUCGGGGCUGGUGCGGCUGCUGCCGCUCAACCGCGACCUGCUGGUGGGACACGCCACCUGGUCCGGGUACAACACGAUGCUGCGCGUGCAGAAGAAGGUGGUGCUGCCGGUGCGCGCGACGGGACGCGCCCAAGGAGCGCCAGUUCCAGGGCACGUCGCCGUUUUCUCGUCGUACCCGGGAGUCAUCGGCUCCGUCGACGACUUCUACGUUCUGUCCUCCGGGCUCGUCGCGGUGGAGACCACAAUAGGAAACAACAACGCGUCGCUCUGGAGCUACGUGCGGCCGCGUGGACAGGUGCUAGAGAGUGUGCGGAACAUAGUGGCAAACCGUCUUUCUGCAGAUGGUCGCACGUGGGUGAAAACUCUGUCACGAUACAACAGUGGCACUUAUAACAACCAGUGGUUUGUGGUAGACUUCAAGCGGUUUAAGCCAGGCAAGAGUGGUGGUGUCAGCAAUGGAACACUGUGGGUUCUGGAGCAACUUCCGGGACUGGUGCGCUACCAAGAUCGCACGGAGGAGUUACGCAAGAAUACCUAUUGGGCAUCUUACAAUGCACCUGCUGAUCCCAUAAUCUUUAAUACUGGAGGCUUCCAGGACCUCGUCAAGAAGUUUGGUGACUGGUUCACUCAUGACAAAACUCCACGAGCUCUCAUCUUCAAGCGUGACUUUAAGACAGCUCAUAACCUUCCCUCUAUGUUGCGCCUGAUGACAAGCAAUGACUACCAACAUGAUCCGCUUUCGAGAUGCAACUGCACUCCACCCUACAGUGCAGAGAAUGCUAUUGCUGCACGAUGUGAUCUCAAUCCCAAAAAUGGUACCUAUCCAUUCCCAAGUCUGGGUCACCGUUCACAUGGUGCGAUUGAUGCCAAGGUGACCAACAGUACAUUAGUGUCCAAGCUUCAGUUUCUGUCAGUCUCAGGACCCACAACUGGGUCUCACUUGCCUCCAUUCCAGUGGAGCAAAUCUGAUUUUGGAGACACAAUCAGCCAUGUUGGUCACCCAGACAGGUGGACUUUCAAGCCAAUUCUACAUGAGUGGCAUUGGCACAGUAGUCAUUGAUAGUGCAGUGUGCACAUUAAAUACCACAAAAUUCUGAGUGUGGUGUCAAGUGGAUAGCUGGUUGUGCAGAUGAGAAAUUUGUUUAUAAAGCCACAUUUACAAUUUUUGGAACUUUUUUGUGUUGUGUAAGAAUAAAUGUGUGUUCUUGUAGGAA
This is a messenger RNA of Schistocerca piceifrons (Central American locust), 1953 nucleotides long. RefSeq names its product putative phospholipase B-like 2. Gene Ontology annotation, biological process: phospholipid catabolic process. The transcript is spliced from 8 exons. The coding region runs from base 99 to 1799 and encodes 566 amino acids. The record is from RefSeq and is a predicted model, not a curated record. Lineage: Eukaryota; Metazoa; Arthropoda; Insecta; Orthoptera; Acrididae. Gene Ontology annotation, molecular function: glycerophospholipase activity. Gene Ontology annotation, cellular component: extracellular region.